CCGCGGCGUACCUGCGAGAGGAGCUCAAGGGAUGCGCUUGCGCCGUGCUCUCGUCGCCCGCAACCAGCCGCCGCUUCUCGUACUGGUUCGACCAGGCGAGCCACUCCGACCGCGUCUCUGCCGGGUACGAGGCGAAGCCGCUGGUGAGCAGCCUCACGAUGAGCAUCGGCGAGUACCUCGACUCCGCGCAGGCGGGUCCGAGCCACGGCCGCCGCUGCCUCUACCUGCAGCAGUCGGUCCUGCAGGCCGCCCGCUGAGAUGUGUCGAGAUGUCGAGAUGUGUCGGUCCUGCCGGCGCCAGCAGGAGGGUCCCACGCCACCGCCGCAGCGGUAGGGGUGGGAGCUGCUCCUGCGACCCACCUCUUCACUGGGAGGCGUCCGCUCUCUGUAUGCGAUGCGCAGGCGCCUGCCGACGGCUCGCUUAAUUAACUAACAAUUACUAAUUAAUUAGCAGGCGCCUGCCGACGGCUCGGUCCAGCAAGGAGCCCUCCUGCCCUGCGCCGGCUUGGGCGAGGGGAUGAGGCGCGACAUCGGGAGCGGGAUCGACCUGCAGGCCGUUCGGGCGCUUGCCGAGGCGGGCGGCUUCGGCCCGUGGCAGCGCUGCCAGCUCUUUGUCGGCGGCGCCUCUGCCGCAGGCGCGCGGUCGAUACUCCAUUUCGACCAGUACGACAAUUUGUUCGUGCAGAUCUCGGGCUGGAAGCGGUUCCGCGUCUACGACCCGCAGCAGACGAGGUGCCUCUACCCGUUCCCGAUCCACCACCCGCUCGACACACGCGCCCAGGUCGACCUCGAGGCUCCCGACCUGGCCGCCUUCCCGCGCCUCUCCGAGGCGGUCUGCAGCGAGGUGCUGCUUGGCCCCGGCCAGGCCCUCUUCCUCCCCGCCUACUGGUGGCACGAGGUCGUGACCGAGCCCCACGACGGCCUCACCGUCUCGGCCAACUUUUGGUUCGCCGCCGUCUACCGCCUCCUCACGCCGACCCGCCCGCUGGUGCCGUCGAUGCAGUGCGAGCUCGCGCGCCAGCUCGAGUACCUCGUCUCGGACUGCCUCUCCGACCGCGCGCGCCUCGUCCCCGCCUUCUUCUCCGCGCUCCGCGCCGCGGUCGAGGCGGUCCACGCCGCGGCGGACGCGCGCUCCGCCGCCGCAGAUGCGGCGAGGGCGGACGCGGCGGCGAGCGAGGCGCUGCACGCGCGGCGGCCUGCUGGAGUCGUGCCGCAGGAGUGGCAGGGCUUGUUUGAGUACGUGGUCCGCCAGCUCGGCUCGCUCGUCGGGCACGGGAGCGUGCUCCGCUUCUGCCUCGACUUGCUCGACGGCGGCCGGUUCGCGCGGUUAACUCUGGGGUGAGGCGGCGGCGGGGAGGUGAGAGGUGCCGCGCGCGAGCAUGGACGCGACGGCUCCUAAAGUCUCCAGAUACAGUAUUAAACGCAUCUCUGCCGGAGUGUGACGA
Emiliania huxleyi CCMP1516 is the source of this 1444-nucleotide messenger RNA. RefSeq lists its product as hypothetical. Gene Ontology annotation, molecular function: 2-oxoglutarate-dependent dioxygenase activity. Lineage: Eukaryota; Haptophyta; Isochrysidales; Noelaerhabdaceae. The record is from RefSeq and is a predicted model, not a curated record. The transcript has 10 exons. Bases 517 to 1341 code for a protein of 274 amino acids.